Phalaenopsis equestris is the source of this 1470-nucleotide messenger RNA. RefSeq lists its product as uncharacterized. Bases 258 to 1310 code for a protein of 350 amino acids. The record is from RefSeq and is a predicted model, not a curated record. Lineage: Eukaryota; Viridiplantae; Streptophyta; Magnoliopsida; Asparagales; Orchidaceae. The transcript has a single exon.
CGGUAACAGUUUCCGUCGAUUCGUCUGGAUCGCCGGAGGGCCCUUCGAUCCCGAUUUCUUUGAUCUAGGGUUAAGACCGGGAGACCAGUGUUUCUCCCGAUUAGGGUGGGAUUUGAGCAAAUUUCUUAGAUCUCUUCCAUCUCACAUACCGAAUCAAGCGAUUGAGCUAGGGUUUCUCGACUUUCUGAUCUUUUUAGAGUUUCUUUGCUAGGAAUCAUGAACGAUCCGUCGCAGAUGCUGAACCCCGGAACUUUGGGAUGUGGCAGCCGCAGCCACAAGCACCGCUUCCACCGCUCCCACCACUUGCACCGCAGCCAACAACUGCCUCCGUGACGGAGGAGCCGAUGGGGUUUCAAAACCCUAGACCGGUUUUCGCUCCCACCGGCGCGAAACCAGUGAGAGCCAACUGGAAUAGCAACAAGCGGAAUAAGGUUGCUGCGGGAGCCGGAGCCGGAGUUGUUCCCGGCGGGUUACCACCUGCCGGCGGCGGCGGCACCGGAAUUUCAGGGUACAGACCCCCGACUUUAACGGAGCUACAGUAUCAGAACCGCUUAAAGGCUAGGCGCUUCUACCCAAAGAAAAAAUUUAGUCGAUUCGCCCCAUUUGCCCCACGAAACACCACUUCUUUCAUUAUUCGUGCUAAGAAAUCAGGCGGGAUUGCUUCGCUGGUUUCGCCUUGCCCUGUGACGCCGGCGAUCCUCCCGACCCCAACCUUCUCCCCCUCUAGAGAGGGACUGGUUGAUAUGGCUAAGGAAGAGUGGGGCGUGGAUGGAUAUGGAUCCAUGAAGGGUUUGAUACGUCUCCGCUCCCCAACUGCUGGUGGCAGCCGGAAUAACGUUGGGGUUGAAGAUGACGAUGAUGAUGAGGAUGGAUCAAGCGAGAGUGAUGUUGAGGAGCACGUGGAGGUAGAAAGACGGCUAGACCAUGACCUCAGUAGAUUUGAGAUAGUGUACCCGAGCUUUGUUGAAGAACAAGGUGGCGCUACUUCUUCAGCUUACUUGCUGGAAAACCGAGUUGAUGAUCAGGACUCUCACAUUGCUCAGCUGGAAGAGGAAAACCUCACACUGAAAGAGAGGCUUUUUUUGAUGGAGAGGGAGAUGGGUGAGCUUAGGAGGAGGCUACUGCUGUUGGAGACUGACUAUAGAUUGCACAAUGAGAGGAACAACGACAACAACAACGAACAACAUGGUGACCAUGAUGAUAAUUUGAAUAUGAAGGAGGCGUCGGAGAAUGAAGGUGGAGGUGAUGUGUGCUCGGAGAAGAGCGUUGGAGACUAUGAAGAGAGCUGCGGAAUUGCCCAGCAGGAGUGAAGGGAGUUUACUCGACCAUCUGUUCUUCCUGUACAUAUUUUCAGUUGACAUUACCUUCAAACUUUUCAUGCUUUAAUUAAUGUUUUUGUUGCUCUUUGGCUUUUGCAUUCGAUGUCUAGUGUUAGACUAGUAAUCUGUAGUGAUGCUUUUAUGAAAAGCA